Molecule: messenger RNA, 468 nt
Organism: Toxotes jaculatrix (banded archerfish)
Lineage: Eukaryota; Metazoa; Chordata; Actinopteri; Toxotidae
Gene: nts
Product: neurotensin
Exons: 4
Coding region: 1-468 (155 amino acids)
Cellular component (GO): extracellular region
Molecular function (GO): neuropeptide hormone activity
Source: RefSeq, a predicted model, not a curated record
AUGCAGGCACAGCUGGCGUGUAUGCUUCUCCUCUGUUUCACGUGUGGUGGGCUUUGCACAGACGUUGACCAGGAGCAGCGAGCACUAGAAGAGGAGCUGCUCAGCGGUCUCUUCACUUCUAAGAUGAAACAGAAUAAGCAGAGUGCCCCCUACUGGCGCAUUUCGCUGGCCAACCUGUGCAGGAUGGUGGGCAGCCUGCGGCAGGACACGUGGAGCGGUGAAGAGCAGGAGGAUGGCGAGCUGAGGGAGGGGAGCCUCCAGCUGCUGGAGGAGCUGUACAACCUGCAACACAUCUGCCGAGCGCUGCAGAGCCGGGAGGAGAGGCUACUUCACGACUCUCUAGAAUAUUUAGAGGAGAACAGUGACACUCCGCUGAAACGAAAAUCACCCUAUAUCCUGAAGAGGCAAGCGGCACACACCACUAAGUCCCGGAGGCCAUACAUCUUAAAACGAAGUGCAAUUUACUGA